GCUACGCAGGUAGCAGCCUGGGACCUCUCCGGAAGGGGCGGAGCUCUGCGCUCGCGCACGAAGCUUUCUCCCUGGAACGCGCAGCGCGCCCCAGGCCCCGCAGCCGAGCGCCGAGCUGCCGAUCUGUCACUCCCGCAGCCCUCGCUCGCGUCGCUCGUGGCUCCACCCGCCAUUGUAAUCCAUACCCCGCUAUGGAGCAUGCCUUUACCCCGCUGGAGCCCCUGCUACCCACGGGAAACUUGAAAUACUGCCUUGUGGUUCUUAAUCAGCCUUUGGAUACACAUUUUCGUCAUCUUUGGAAAAAAGCUCUCUUAAGAGCCUGUGCUGAUGGAGGUGCCAACCACUUAUAUGAUCUCACUGAAGGAGAGAGAGAAAGCUUUUUGCCUGAAUUCAUCAGUGGGGACUUUGAUUCUAUUAGGCCUGAAGUCAAAGAGUACUACACCAAGAAGGGCUGUGAUAUCAUUUCAACUCCUGACCAAGACCACACUGACUUUACCAAGUGUCUUCAAGUGCUCCAAAGGAAGAUAGAGGAAAAAGAACUGCAGGUUGAUGUGAUUGUGACCCUGGGAGGUCUCGGUGGGCGUUUUGACCAGAUCAUGGCAUCUGUGAAUACCCUUUUCCAAGCCACUCACAUCACCCCUGUGCCAAUUAUAAUACUCCAAAAGGAAUCUCUCAUCUACCUCCUCCAACCCGGAAAGCACAGGCUCCAUGUAGACACUGGCAUGGAAGGCAGCUGGUGUGGCCUUAUUCCUGUUGGACAACCUUGCGACCAGGUGACGACAACAGGCCUGAAAUGGAACCUCACAAAUGAUGUGCUUGGCUUUGGAACACUGGUCAGUACUUCUAACACCUACGAUGGGUCCGGCCUUGUCACUGUGGAAACUGACCACCCACUCCUCUGGACUAUGGCCAUCAAGAGCUAACCUACAGUGUGGCAACCAUCUUGUGCCUGUGCCUUCUCUUACCUGCUCACUGGUUCACUGCUCAGUAUAGACAAACACAUAGGUGUGCAGAAAUCUAAACUUCUCCAUAGCGAGCCAUGAGCUUUCAAGGUGUUAGGGGUUAAGGUAUAGCUGAGCAGCAGAGCACUUGUUGGGCAUACAAGGCCUGGGUUUCAACCUUCCACACCACAAAAUAAAGAUGGUGGUGUUUAAAGAUUCCAGGUUAUGCUAUAAAUGAUAUCUCAAUGUUAUAUUGAUGGAAAAAUUAUGGUCUAUCAAAGCAAAUAAGGUGUAUUAUACAGCCAAUAUAGCUAAUGUGGAUCAUUACAUUAUAUAAUUCAGUUUUGAUCAUUUUAAUUUAAUUAAUCAGUCCACUUACCUUAAAAUUCUGUUUUUAAUUUUGAAGCACCAGAAGCUGUUUUGUGUUGCCUUGGAAUCUAGCACUUCCUUAAGUGCCUGACAACAAGGGCUGCCUCCUCUGAGCAUCUCCUACCAUCAGAUUCCGCUCUGUAAUGUACAGUCUUUCCCCGACUGCUGUGAUAGAAUGACACCGGUUCACUUUAACAUCAUCUUUUAAAAGAUAAGAAUCAUUGACUUAAUUGUUUGGUUUGAAAGCAAGCAGCUACAUGGGCUGCAGGGAAGUGAGAAAUGGCAAUUCCGGAUUCACUCAAACAUUAACCCCUGAAAACUUGAAAGUACGCACUCUGAGCUCUACAAACAUGGGUGUCCUUAUGAAAAUUGUGACAUGCCAGAAAGCUUCGUGCUGAGGAAUCAAUCAUAAGCCUGAAAAUACAGUCACUUUUAACAUAUCUUGCACUAGGGGCUGGAGAGAUAGUUCAGUGGUUAGGGGCACUGGCUGCUCUUCCAGAGGUCCUGAGUUCAGUUCCCAGCAACCACAUGGUAAUUCACAACCAUCUGUAAUGGGAUCCGAUGUCCUCUUAUGGCAUGCAGGUGUAUAUGCAGAUAGAGUACUCAUAAACAUAAAAAUAAAAAAAAAAUCUGGGGAAAAACACACUUCACACUAAAAGUCAAAAUACUAAUUCAUGGACCAUAUUUACUGACAUCACCAGAAAAUGAGUGUGCCUAUGGAGAGAAAUAAACACCACUUGCUGAGGAAUUGACACCUGAAGCCUGUUUCUGCAUCCCAGUCCACCAUGUACCUGGUUCCUGAACUGCUUCUCUCUGCUGUAUGGUGAGAGGGGUUGUGAUCACUGAGUGUGUGAAAGAACCACAGAUAUAAACUCUAAAUGCUAACAUGUUGCAGUUGUAGAGUAAGUAAUACACUUCCUGAUCUAACCUAAGCUUGCUGCUGCAUUAGAAUUUAUUCAUGUUUCUUUCAUGAGCUCCCCUACUCAUAUUCCUACCCUCUCCUGUCCCAUUUGUUAAGCUGUAUCUUGCCAAACAAACCAUGAUUUAAGGCAACCUACCUACCAUGUUAGACUUAUCCAAUGACUAUGUUACUGUCUUCUUGGUGCUACAACAGUAUGAAGCUAAAAUAGAGGAAGAAAGGGGAUCAGUUGAACCAAUACCAAGUUCUUAACAGAAAUAGUUAGAAUCAUUAUUAUUAUUAUUUUAUGCAAAUAUAUGAUUCUGAAAUCUGAAUGUCAAAUAAAAAGUUAUCAAUGUGCAUUCUGUAAUGAGUUUCUCAGAAAAUGUUUAAUGUUAUCACUUGUAUUUCAAUAUGACUAAUCUCUCAUAAUCAGUAUUUCUAUUCAAAAGGUGACUUAAGAUGUGUAAUUCAUAAUAAAAUCUCAGAUCUGAUUGCAGAUAG
Molecule: messenger RNA, 2712 nt
Organism: Mastomys coucha (southern multimammate mouse)
Lineage: Eukaryota; Metazoa; Chordata; Mammalia; Rodentia; Muridae
Gene: Tpk1
Product: thiamin pyrophosphokinase 1
Exons: 9
Coding region: 192-923 (243 amino acids)
Biological process (GO): thiamine metabolic process; thiamine diphosphate biosynthetic process
Molecular function (GO): thiamine binding; thiamine diphosphokinase activity; ATP binding
Source: RefSeq, a predicted model, not a curated record